AUGGAAUUUAAGUUUAAUUUCUGUGAUUCUGCGGAUGAUGGAGAAAUAAAAAAGGAAGAAAAUAAGGUGAACGAAAAAGAGGUAACUAUACAAAGAUAUCAAGUCUUCUCCAUUGGUGACAUACAAGAAGAAUGGAAGAAGAGUUCCGACAUCGAGUUGUGUUGUAUUGAAAGUUUGAAACUCAAUGAAGGGGAAAUCUUAUAUAUGCAAACUUAUACUGACGCCUACUGUGAUGUGGAAGGUAACACAGAGACUGGUGGGAACUUAGCAGACAAAGCAAUCCCAAACAUAUUGGAUACAUCUGAUCUUAUUCCCAAAGUUUAUGAGGGGGGUCUUAAACUUUGGGAAAGUUGUCUUGAUCUUGUGCACUUUCUUGAAAAACAAGAAAAUAAGGAACUUCUGCAAGGUAGGGUGUGGGAAUUGACAUAG
Messenger RNA from Ciona intestinalis (vase tunicate), 429 nucleotides. The record is from RefSeq and is a predicted model, not a curated record. Lineage: Eukaryota; Metazoa; Chordata; Ascidiacea; Phlebobranchia; Cionidae.